AAACCACAGGGAGGCCGUACGAGGCAAGCACAAGUGCGACAGAACGUAGCGAAGAAAACGAUGGCUGUGGAACUGUACAACGCCACGGGGAGCCCGCCCUGCACGUUCGUCAGGGUCGUGGCCAAGAAAGUGGGCGUCGAGCUCAAGUUGCACAACAUUAACCUCAUGGCCAAGGAGCAGCUGAACCCUGAAUUUGUCAAGUUGAACCCUCAGCACACCGUCCCAACACUCAACGACAAUGGUUUUGUUCUGUGGGAGAGCCGUGCCAUUGGCAUGUAUUUGGUGGAAAAGUACGCACCGGAAAGCUCGCUGUACCCGAAGGACGUGCAGAAGCGAGCCACCGUCAAUCGGAUGCUGUUCUUCGAGUCUGGCACAAUGUUGCCAGCGCAGAUGGCCUACUUCCGGCCAAAGUGGUUCAAGGGUCAGGAACCGAGCGCCGACCUGAAGGAGGCGUUCGAUAAGGCCCUGGCCACCACCGUCACGCUACUGGGAGAGAACAAGUUCCUCUGUGGCGACCACGUGACCCUGCCGGACAUCGGACUGGCCUGCACCCUGGGAGUAGCGAUUGAGGGCUCCGAAUACGAGGGUCUGGACAAGUUCCCCCAGCUCAAGGAGUACUACCAGCGCUUCAAGAAGGCCUUGCCCGAAUACGAUGAAGUGGCUACAGAAUCCCUGCAGCGCAUCCGCGACAUGGUGGCACGUGCCAAGAGCGGCAAGAGCCCCCACUGACCCUCCCCCACGACGCAUCGAAGUGAAUGAAUGUGUUUCGAUAAGAAGAUGACUGCCCCUUUGUUUCCUGCACAGGAGUGCGAAUCCAACGCGCAAUAAUAAAGCAUAAUUCAUAGAUGGG
Dermacentor silvarum is the source of this 850-nucleotide messenger RNA. Its product is annotated as glutathione S-transferase 1-1-like. The record is from RefSeq and is a predicted model, not a curated record. NCBI's taxonomy places the organism in Eukaryota, Metazoa, Arthropoda, Arachnida, Ixodida, Ixodidae. Gene Ontology annotation, molecular function: glutathione transferase activity. Gene Ontology annotation, biological process: glutathione metabolic process.